GGCCCUCCCACCGCUCCCCAACCGGGCCGCAGAGGGCCAGGCCGAGCAGAUUGCGGUUGACCGAGGCCGGGCAGAGCGGCACCAUGCUGGGCAUGAUCAAGAACGCCCUGCUGAGCUCGGUGGAGCCGUGGCCCUACCGGGUGCUGAGGAAGGGGGAGAAGGAGCAGCUCAGCUACGAGGAGAGGGAGUACGAGGGCGGGUGGUUCGCGGCGGUGGAGGUGGUGGGGAAGCCCUUCGACGAAGCCUCGAAGGAAGGGGUGAUCAAGCUCCACAAGUACGUCGGAGGAACCAACGACAAGGGGGCUGGAAUGGGCAUGACUGCUCCUGUCUCCAUCACUGCUUUUCCUGCUGAAGAUGGCUCCUUACAGCAGAAAGUUAAGGUCUAUCUGCGGAUCCCAAGCCAGUUUCAAGCCAACCCUCCUUGCCCUAGCGAUGAAAGCAUUAAGAUUGAAGAGAGACAGGGGAUGACCAUUUAUUCAAUGCAGUUUGGUGGCUAUGCCAAUGAAGUGGAUUACGUGAACUAUGCGGCCAAGCUGAAGUCUGCUCUGGGGAGUGAAGCUGCCUACCACAAGGAUUUCUACUUCUGCAAUGGUUAUGACCCCCCUAUGAAGCCUUAUGGGCGACGCAAUGAGGUCUGGUUUGUGAAACAGUGAGCAUCUGGCUUCCCGUGGUACUGGCUUGCACUGAUAACCUCCCCGUGCUACGUUCCUGUCCUCUUCAAAAUAAACUAACAAUUUAGCAGAGGCAGAAAAUCAUCAUUUCCUCCCUCCACACCUCUGCCUUGGUCUUUUAUUGACCAGCCAUUUUAGCAGAACGUUUCAGAGCCCUUUGAUGAUCCUGCUCCUUCAUUCUGGACUAAGUCCUCAACAACAUAGAUUUUUGUGAUCUCUUGGUGCCUUGCUUUGAUCUCCCUCCUGCUCCCAGAGUUCAAAGCUGAGACAGCCAAAAGUACUUAAUUAGCAAGACAGGUGCCUGACAAGAGUUGUGUCCAAGUGCUGGCAGACUGUUAGUCUCACCUGAGCCAGGCAGGGGAACAUGACGGAAGUGCAUACAGGGGCUUUUUUAUCUUCUUGCACUUGCUACAGCUGUAAAAUGCUGCUUUUAUCUGUGCCAUUCCAAAAGCAGUCUAAAGGGACAUGGGCAUCGCCACCAACACAGCUCAGUGAAAAUCAGCAUCCUUUACAUUGACUCAUAGUGUCCAGGAGAGCAACGCUUCUGCCAUCUGUCAGAGAAGUGUCAUUUAGAGGAAGAUCCAGGUUUCUGUUUGCAGCUGUCCUCCUGCUUGGGGUGAGACAUCUUGGGGUGUGUUAUGUUCUGAUCUCAGCUAGCAGCUGGACAAUGUGGUGUGGAGACCCCAAGAUCAUUUCCUCACCUUCCUGUUGUGUGUACUGUGGGUGCCUGUGUAAUUCAUUACCACCACUAAAAGAAGUGUGUUCCUCUGAUGCUUAAGUGCCUCAAAAGUCCAGGCACUUUCCAAAAGCCAUUUUCCACUGGAGCUGGAGGAGAUUUGUCAGAUGGCAUCUCAAGUUCUGUCCAGUCGAACUGUUUGACAUGUGCCUGCUUUCUGAGAACUAAUCUCAGCAGUAAAAGGAAAAAAUGUGAGGUUCUGAUGUGCUUUCCUUUUCUUUCUUGCUGAGUCGUGUAAGAGCUUUGCUGUAGACCUCACGAGAGAGUCUGACUCACCUGUGUGCAAGAGCAGCUAGUCAGGAUGGGUAAAAAGCAAAUUACCAGGGGAGAAGGAAUCAAAAGGGAAAUUGAGGCAGACUGAGAGUUAGGCUUUUGAAGGACUUUUGUAAGGAGCAAAAGGCCCUUCUAAGGCCAUCCUUGAAACCACAGGGACCUAUUCAAAUCCCAGAUCUUUUUUACUUGCAUGGGGAGGAAUGGAGGAGCACAGUGCUGCCCAGUUUAUGCAUUCCCGGGUUCUUUUUGAAACUCACGUGUAGACUGUGGAUACAAUCCUUUUUGCCUAACGGUGAUGAAUGCCAUUCAGUGAUCAAAAUCUUGAAAUUACCCAAAAUUUCUCCUGUGAAAUCUCAGUUGUUAGGAAGAUCAAUAAUAAACCUGGUAUGAACAGAGCUGUACAUCUCAGCAGCUUGAUUUUUUUCAUAACACACGUAACAGCCUUUCUGAACAGAGACCAGGAGCUUCUGACCCACCAGUGAGAGUAAUUGCAUCUGUAGGCUCUGCUGGUGCAGCCCUGCCACUGGCCUUUUGCAUGCAGUCGGUAGGGUACAGUUUCAUAAGCAGUGUAAACUGAUACCAAAAGCUUCUGUGAACCAAAUUGCCUUUUCUGUACAAGCAAAGAUGCCUGUGUUCUGUCUGCAUUUUCUAGAUUUUUUUUUAAUAAAUAAAAAAAUAAUAAUAUUUUGAUUUACA
Molecule: messenger RNA, 2376 nt
Organism: Calidris pugnax (ruff)
Lineage: Eukaryota; Metazoa; Chordata; Aves; Charadriiformes; Scolopacidae
Gene: HEBP1
Product: heme binding protein 1
Exons: 4
Coding region: 84-653 (189 amino acids)
Source: RefSeq, a predicted model, not a curated record